Messenger RNA from Carica papaya (papaya), 1770 nucleotides. RefSeq names its product UPF0496 protein At4g34320-like. Lineage: Eukaryota; Viridiplantae; Streptophyta; Magnoliopsida; Brassicales; Caricaceae. The record is from RefSeq and is a predicted model, not a curated record.
CUGGAGUCUGGAAAGAGAAAACAAUAAAAGAUAUAUCACAAACAGUAGACGUUGCUUCCCGCGUUUUCCAUCUCUACAAUUCUCUUUCCUUUUUUUUUUUUUUUUUUUUUUUUUCCCCAUGCGUGCAAGCUAUUUAUUUCUCCCUCACACAUUAGAUCAGAAAAAAUAAUUAAAUUCAUCAAACAAAAAUAAAGAAAAACCCAUAUCAUAAUCCUCAUUUUUUCUUUGGUUCUUAACGGUUUUAAUUCUCUUUAAGCUUCUUCCUUCUUCAAUCACCUCUACUUCUUCUCAUCAGCUUUUGCUUCAUCUUUUGUACUUUCCUUUUUUGUAAACAAACCCUCAUUCUCUACCUCACUUCUUCUCUUUGCUGCUUUUGGUAACUUGUUUUUUCCCGAUAAGAUUCGCAGGCGUGAUCUUCAUCUCUUGCAAUGGGAAGCCAUAUGAGCAAGAAGACGACAGAACAAGCUCAAUCAUCAAAUUCGGCAAUCACCCUCAACGCCAACUUGCAUUACACGACUGAGCUGAGCUCCUACGAGGCAGCUUGCCGAGUCGACUCAGACUUGCAGACGUUCGACGCCAACCUCCACGCUCGUACCAACCACGUCAUAAACUCUCUGGCCGUCGGCGUCGAGGUCCGUGCUCUCUCAUUCGAUUCGUUAAAGGAGGUGACCGAGUGCUUGUUGGAGAUGAACCAGGAAGUCGUCAAGGUAAUCUUGGAGUGCAAAAAAGAUAUUUGGAAAAAUCAAGAACUGUUCGAGUUGGUCGAGGAGUAUUUCGAGAAUAGUCUCCAAACUCUUGAUUUCUGCACAGCAUUGGAGAAGUGUCUGAAAGGAGCCCGAGACAGCCAGCUGCUGAUUCUUGUUGCUCUUCAACGAUUCGAGGAGGAGAGCAGCGGACCCAGCAGCAGCCAUAGAUAUGUAAGAACUCUUGAAGAACUGAAGAAUUUCAAAGCUGCAGGAGAUCCAUUCACAGAAGAAUUCUUUCAGAUCUUUCAAUCUGUUUACAAACACCAGUUGUUGAUGCUGGAGAAGUUGCAGCUCCGAAAGAACAAACUAGACAAGAAGCUUAAGUACAUUCACGCAUGGAGGAAAGUUUCUAGCAUGAUCUUUGUGGCAACUUUCGCCGCCGUUUUGAUCUGCUCCGUUGUGGCGGCGGCCAUGGCUGCACCUCCUGUAGCUGCAGCUCUUGCAGCUGCUACGUCUAUACCUUUAGGAUCGAUGGGAAAGUGGAUCGAUUCCCUGUGGAAGAACUACGAAAACGCUUUGAGAGGACAGAAGGAGGUAAUCAGCUCGAUGCAGGCCGGUACCUAUGUUGCCAUUAAAGACUUGGACAACAUCAGGGUAUUGAUUGAUCGGCUGGAGAUCGAGAUCGAAUCUCUGUUGAAGACGGUGGAUUUUGCAAUCGAGGAAGACGCUGUGAAAAUCGCCAUUGAGGAGAUCAAGAAGAAGCUGGGUGUGUUUAUGAAGAAUGUGGAAGAUUUAGGGUUGCAGGCUGAUUUGUGUAGCAGGGAUAUUAGGAGGGCGAGGACCGUGGUGUUGCAGAGAAUCAUAAAGCCUCCCAACAACAACAACAACAACUGAUCAUCAAUAUACUCAUCGAACAUUCAUAGGACUCGUGAUUGUCUUAAUUUAUUCUCUGCUUGGUUUAACUGGUUGGAAACUCAACAUUUUCAGAUUCUUUGUUUUAAUUAGUUCUACAAAUAAUGACGUCAAUUAUAAUAGCUAAUGUAUUCGUUUGUUUUAAUUUAUAAAGUAGUGGGUACAUUUUUUA